CUGAUAAAAAGUUUUACGCCGAUAGGUGAUUCAGUAAACUAUGUGUGUGUUUGUCAGGUAUAAUAAAAAAAACAUUCAGCACCUACCUAGUUACCAAUGGUAACAACUUGGUGGUUACUAACGGGUAUAACCCCUGUAACCAUAUAAACAAUGUGUAUUUUAUCUACUUACGUAUUUGUAAUUGCUUGUAAUUGUCUGUCUGUCCGUCUGGCAGUCCGUCUGCCAGAAGACUUGCUUCGAAACUACUAGGCGUCAAGUAAGAAGUAAGAAAACCUGUUUAAAAAAAAUUCGCGAAUACGUCACCCUUUCAUUGGUUGUUAGAACAGAAAACAUAUAAAUAAUUUCGAAUUGUAUACAUUAUAUUGUUGUUUGCAAUAGAUUUAAAUUAAAUUAUCUUACUUUUCUUCUUGCACCAUUUUUACAUUUCUGUUUAGUCCAUUUGUAGUUAGUAGAAUGACUGGUAGAAAAUGCCUUUAGUUAUUAAGUCCGCCAUUUGUAUUUAGUGCAUUAAACUUUAAAUCAAUAAAUGUUUAGAAUUUCAAAGUUCUACAUUGAUUUCCUUGUGUACUAGUAUGCUAAAUAUUUAUAUUGAAAAAAAUAAAAACAAAAAUGGCGACGUAUUUAGUUCCGAAUAAGUUUUUUUUGUACAAACAAAAAAUAUGCAUGUAUAGGUUGGCAUUGUCACUUCCAUAACACGUUUCGUUAUAUCUGGUUUCGGCAAUCGACCCCUUCCACACCUUUUAAUCGGUUCACUCACGUUUUUCGUCAAAAAAAUAUUAAAACCUUGUAAAUACAUGGGUGUUGACCUUGAGCCGCGAAUCCGCCUCAUAAUUGACCGGUUUUAUUUUACUUUUAGGAACCAUUAAAGCCUGAGAAUGUUACGAUACACCGAAAAACAAUUCUAAGACUGCGUUUAUUAAUAUACACCUGUCUCAAUCAGUAAUGUAUGAGCUUUAUAAGAACACUGUUGUGGCGAAGCUCGUGUGAAACUUUUAGUGCAGACAUUGUUAUUCUUAUGGAAGUUAAAAUGUAUAAACACAUGUCUAAAAAGUAAUAGGAUGUUCUAAAUUAAUUAACUCCAUUGGUUUUGCGUGACAAUACAGGUUAAUAGUAGGUUAAUUACAGUUCUUGUCCAUUAAUACGAGUAAGGUAAGUGUACAUUUAGCAAAUUAACUGAAUUAUUAGUUACCGAAAAACCUUAACGUAGAACAGUUGUAUUGCUCGUUUAUUUUGUAGAUAUUUGUUUUCUUUAUCUUCCUAGGAAGUGAGAUCUGAGGACAGCAGGUUUAACAUCAAAGUUAUUUUUGCACAUGUUUUCUUUUCCACGAUUUUUGUUUGCACAUAUUUCGACAAUAUGUCUAGCUAGCCUACUCGAUGAAGACCCUGACUAUGAAGCCGAUAGUGCCGGACUCAAAUCCUGGAUGCAGGAGAUCAGUAAAGAGCAUUCCAUGGACCCAGAAAGUACAAAGGUUAAAAACGGAUCGUGCCAUAACUUUCUAGUACAAACCUUCCAUGAUUUUGCAGAAAAUACUACACUGAAUGGCUUAAGAUACAUUGCAGGAAAAGGAUUUUCUUUUCUGGAGAGAUUAUUCUGGACUUCUACAUUCGUCCUCAGCACAGCUCUGUGUGUGUUCAUGGUUUAUAGGUCAUAUGUGAAGUAUGAUACAAAUGGAGUUGCGGUAACCUUGAAGGAACGCCUAAUACCGGUAAACGAGUACCCUUUCCCCGCGGUCACAAUAUGUCCAGAAGCAAGGAUCAGUCAGAAAAAAUACAACUAUACUUAUGAAUACUACAAUUCAGAAGAUUACUCUACUGCAAACCUCGAAAAAUUACAUUCUACAAUUGUACUUUGUGAUAACGGUGACGAGAUUACUUCGGCCAUGUUAUUAAACCAAACAAUUGAAAUCAGUACAUUCUACGAGGUGGUGCCCAAACGUGAGGAUAUUUUUGAGGAAUGCUGGUGGCGUAAUGAGGUUGACUGUAUUAAAAAAUUUCGCCCGGUGCUGACCGCAGACGGAAUCUGUUACACUUUUAAUACUUUGGCUACCAAUGACAUAUUUCGCAGAAAUAGCUUACAUCAAAAGCGCUACUACUUGAACGCGUCGACUGCUCAGAAAGGGUGGUCACUAGAGAAAAACUACAACAGUUCCGCCAAAGACGUAUUUCCAAGACGUGGCCGGCCAAACGGUGCGGUGGAAGACCUCUUCAUAUCAUUGAAAGAAAUAAGUGAUCGAGAUUUUGCAUGCGAUAGACAUACUCGACCCGGUUACAUGGUGUACUUCCACCAUCCCGCCGACCUGCCGCAGGCAGCGCUCCACAACUACGCAGCGCAGCCUGGGAAGACUACCUCCUUUGCGAUCAAACUUGACAUCCUGGACACCGCCGACGAACUUGCGAGCUAUUCUCCGAAGAUUCGUCAAUGUUAUUUCCCAAAUGAGCGAUAUUUACAGUUUUUUCAAAAAUAUACUUCUUUAAACUGCCAGCUGGAAUGUCUCACUAACUACACUGUCAAGAUCUGUGGAUGCGUCAGCUUCUACAUGCCACGUAAUGCCAGCACGCCUAUAUGUAAAGCAGAUAACUAUGAUUGCAUAGAUAAGGCUUUAGAUCAAUAUGCCACAGAAGAAGAUUUUAAUGAAAGCAUAACCAACGAAUGUUUAUGCCUGCCUUCGUGCAAAGAUGUCAAUUAUGACGUUGAUAUUGUCAUUACUAAACUUGAUCUUAAAGAAUAUUUCAAGAAAGUGAAGGAAUUUGACAAAUUAGAAACAGAAAAUGACGAUUAUGAUGAUUACAGCGAUACUGAAGAUGAAGAUACAUAUGAAACUUCGACAAGCGGUCUUGAUAUUGAAGAUGAAAAUAAAGAUACAGAUAACAUAACUGAUGUUGAAGAUACGGACAAUAAGUCUAUUAGUAUUGAUAAUGAAACCCAAGCUGAAAAUGAGUUCACCGAAAUUAGGAUUUACUAUAGGCGGCCUCGCUUCGUAGCCAUGCAGCGGUCGGAACUGGUCGGGCUGUCGCAGUUUCUGGCCGACAUUGGCGGUACUCUUGGCCUCUUCCUCGGAUUUUCUUUCCUCACGCUCGCCGAGAUCUUUUACUACUUCUCACUCAAAUUGUUCUGCACUUCCAAACGCAAGGACUCAGAGAAAGACGAAACUCCAAAGGAUACAGCCAAUCUUUUUGAAACUAGCAAUUUGUAAAUUGAGAUAUGUACGAUUAUUCUUCAGUUGGAAUGUAAAAA
Molecule: messenger RNA, 3235 nt
Organism: Cydia pomonella (codling moth)
Lineage: Eukaryota; Metazoa; Arthropoda; Insecta; Lepidoptera; Tortricidae
Product: pickpocket protein 28-like
Exons: 14
Coding region: 1311-3194 (627 amino acids)
Biological process (GO): sodium ion transmembrane transport
Cellular component (GO): membrane
Molecular function (GO): ligand-gated sodium channel activity
Source: RefSeq, a predicted model, not a curated record